GCCUUGAAAUCUUGCAUUGAAGGAAAGCAAAACUUCACCUUUUCUUUUUUAUUAAUUCAACUACAAUAGAGAAAAUUAAACAACAAGAUAAUGCACAGAGGAAAGCCAAGAAUGAGUGAUGGUUACUAUGAAAACCAAAGCCGUAAUUUUCAGAGUUCCAAGUACAGUGGGAGUAAUCGAUAUUAUCGCGACAGAGAUCCAUCGCCAAAAAGAGUAGGACAGCGUUCAGUAUCACCUGAUGCCUCACCAAAAGAUGGUAGAGACCGAUAUCAUCAAAGUUCUAGUUACAGAAAUAAAGAUCGCGAGCGAGAAUAUAAAAAAGAAAAAUAUUCCGAUAAAAGAGGCCGUGACAGGGAAAUGGACUACAAAAAUUAUAGUAAAAAAGCAAAAACCCGAGACCGGUCAAGUUCUGAGGAUGAGCAUAAAGACUCUGAUAAUAGAUUAUAUGACAAGAUGCGUGAUAGACGUGGAUGCGAGAAAGAAAAAAGAUUCGGUGACUGGAAAGAGAUGAUUAGCAAAGGAAGUGGCAAGAAGUAUUAUUACAAUGAAAGAGACAAAUCAUCGCAAUGGGAGAAGCCAGAAGAAUGGGCUGAAUAUGAAAUGACGAGAGAAUAUUCGUCGGGGCGGGGAUAUCGUGAUAAAGAACGAGAAAGGAAGAGUCGUGAUGAUCGAUACAAUAGCGGAAAUAUAAGAAGAAGUUAUAGUAGUAGCAAACAUUCCCGAGGAAGUUCUCGUGCUCGAUGGCCUCAUGAUUCCUAUGGAGUACAACCAUCAACAAGCUCAUCUUUGGGUCAUCAUAAACGUAAUGAUGAAAAUGCGGAAAUGGAUAUAAGUCCAGAUUCAACGCCAAACUCGGAACCGAGUUAUUGCUCUCCCACUGCCAGUAAUCAGCACGCAAAUAGUUCAAAUCUCAACAUAAAUCAUGAAGAUUCAAUAGCAUCGUCACCUAACGGUCACCAUAAACAAUCGUCUGUGAACUCAACCAACCAUCAGCUACAUCAUCAAAUAUCGAAUACAUCUACGACGUCAAUAAGCUCUGGAAAUCGUAUUUUAUUAAAUGCUCAUAAGAAUGCUACAACAACGUCCUCAUCACCACCAACAGCUCACAAUUAUUCAUCAUAUCUUUCUUCCCAUCACCAUCGUUCUAAUCGUUCAACGUCUCCAAGUGAAAUUAAUUCUUCACUUCUUCAUAAUAGUUCCGGUCAUGAUGCGAGCAAUGCUCAUCCCAAUUCUAAUAGUUUAAGAAAUUCUCCAUCUUAUGGUGGUGGCACAAACAAUGUUACAAAUUCUAUUAAUUCAGUGAAUCGUUUGGAGAUGAACAAUAGCGAUCAUUUAAUUGGUGAUGGACCACCGACGCCUGAAAUGGAUCUUAAUUGUGCUAGUGAUCACAAGAGAAUUGAUGCAACUACUAACAUGAACAGCUUACAAAGUGUCAUGUGUGGUACACAAAUUUCAAACAGAUUGAAUCCUUUGACUCCAAGUUUAGCAAAGUUUUUUCGUGCUGACCUGAUAACUCAUGUAAACAAUUGGCCAUCUGAGAUGUUAGAGAAGCAAGCACAAAAAUGCGCCGAAGAAGUUUAUCUGCUUGGUGAUCUUGAAUGUAGUCGAAUUUCAGCUGAAAUUCAAUGUGCAAGAAGUAUUGUAAGAGUGGCAGAAAUAGCUGCAACAAUUCAAUCACAAAGGAGGCUUUUUUUGCAAGAACAAAUAAAAAGCUUGGACGACUCACAGACGCAGAGCGCUUCAGCCUUGUCUUAUUAAUUCAUUGGAGAUCACUUUACCUCCAUGAGCUUACAAUCAGAUCAGUAAUCUUAUUUUAUUUAAUCAGAACCAGCAAAUCUUUUCUUUUUUUAACACUCAAAUAGACUUGAAAGUUUCCCUUUAGUUCAACAUUGAGCUCUUUAUGGGGUAUCUACAUAUAUAAAAUAAAUAAAUAAGAAAAUAAAUAAAUUAUUACAACUUUUAUUAAAUGGAAAUA
Clunio marinus is the source of this 1975-nucleotide messenger RNA. NCBI's taxonomy places the organism in Eukaryota, Metazoa, Arthropoda, Insecta, Diptera, Chironomidae. The record is from the annotation of a GenBank genome assembly.